UCAUAUAAGAAAAGAGUAGAGGAUAAAAGAGAGAAGAAAGUGAUGAUGUGAUUGCAGAGAGCUUCAAUUAAAGUUGAAACUCAAAACUUCACUUAAUUUGUGAAAUAAACUGCUUCUGUAUGUUGUUGCUGAAUUAAUGCCAGAAGAAGCUGCUGCUGCUGCUGCUGCUGCUGCUGCAUCAUCUGAAGAAGACUUGAGUGGGGGUGAGCUGGAAAGUUUUCAGAUCAACCAAGACUCCCAGCUGAAAGAGAAGCUCCUGCAAAAAUACAGGGGUUAUAUUAGUAAUUUGAAGCAUGAAUUUUCAAAAAGCAAUAAGAAGAAAGGGAAGCUACCAAAAGAGUCCAGGCAAAUAUUGCUCAACUGGUGGAAUGUUAACUACCAAUGGCCAUAUCCCACGGUUGUUAGUGCUGCAGGAAUCGGACAAGGCAAUCCUGACGGUGUCAACUGGACUGGAUCCCAAACAGAUCAACAACUGGUUUAUAAACCAAAGGAAACGGCAUUGGAACCCACCGGAGAAGAUGCAAAUUGAUGUUGUGGAGGGUUUAUAUGGACCUUUUAUUAAUGAAGAAUAAUCUAUAUAUAUACUGGACUAGAGGGUGCGCACACUUUGACGGUAUGGGAUUUGAUUAGGGUUUUAAUAAUAAAUUUAUGUAUUAAAAAUAUAAUAAAUUAUUCUCUUUUAU
Rubroshorea leprosula is the source of this 683-nucleotide messenger RNA. Lineage: Eukaryota; Viridiplantae; Streptophyta; Magnoliopsida; Malvales; Dipterocarpaceae. The record is from the annotation of a GenBank genome assembly.